Molecule: messenger RNA, 1297 nt
Organism: Rubroshorea leprosula
Lineage: Eukaryota; Viridiplantae; Streptophyta; Magnoliopsida; Malvales; Dipterocarpaceae
Source: the annotation of a GenBank genome assembly
ACAACUAGCUUGCAGCUUCUGUAACACAUUGUUAGCUGAGAGUGGCAUUUAAUUAGUCUGCUAAUAAUGGGUCCGAUACUCAAAACAAACUUCCUCAUUGCCAUGUUAAGGAUUCUGGGGUGUUGGGCAUUGCUAACAACCUCCCGCACAUUGCCUGAAGCUGACAUUACUGAGAGACACCAGUACUGGAUGGCUCAGUACGGCCGCAUUUAUCCAGACAGUGAAGAGAAGGAGCUACGGUUGAAGAUUUUCAAGGAGAACUUGGAGUUCAUUGAGAAAUUCAACAGUGAAGGAAAUCGUACCUUCAAGCUCAGUCUCAAUAAGUUUUCGGACUUAACCAAUGAGGAAUUCAAGGCCUUAUACACCGGAUACAAAAUCCCCCCCAACUCAGACUCAUCUAAAACUGUAUUUAGGCAUGAAAGCAUCCUGGCCAUUCCAUCGAGCAUGGACUGGACUAAGGCAGGAGCUGUUAACAGCAUUAAGGAACAGGGUCAAUGUGGAUGCGACUGGGCAUUUUCAGCCGUGGCAGCUGUAGAAGGGAUCACAAAGAUAAAGAGUGGUCAACUGCCUUCUUUGUCCGAGCAACAGCUGGUUGACUGUGUUGAAGACAACCACGGCUGCCAAUGUGGUUGGAUGACUACUGCUUUUGCGUACAUCAGGGAUAACCAAGGAAUAGCUAGUGAGGAGAGUUAUCCUUAUGAGGCAAUGGAUGGAACCUGUCAAGCGGAGACUGCCACAGCAGCUGUCAGUAUCAGUGGUUUCGAAGAAGUACCUCCCAAUGAUGAAGAGGCAUUAUUAAAGGCUGUAAGCCAGCAGCCUGUCUCUACUGCCCUAGAAGCCAGCGGGUAUUAUUUCAAGAACUAUGCGAGUGGUGUUUUCACUGGGGGAUGUGGCAAUAACAUAGACCAUGCUGUUACACUUGUCGGGUAUGGGACUACCGAAGAUGGUACCAAGUACUGGUUGAUCAGGAAUUCAUGGGGAGAAAGUUGGGGAGAGAAUGGCUACAUGAGGAUUCAGAGGGAUGCUGGAGUCUCAGGAGGUCUCUGUGGCCUUGCGAUGAAACCUUCCUAUCCGAUUGCUGGUGAACGCUAUGAACGCUAUGGUCUAGUGUGUUCCAUUUACAUUUCUAAGGAUACCUGGCAAUGAAAAUGCCAAGGAACUUAACCAUCCUAUGGUAUACCGCUUUCCUUUUGUAUGUAAGCAUACUUGACUAAAAAAAUGCCAGUGUGCAUGUUAUCCAGCUUGUAAUGUUCAAUCUAAAAUCGGAUAAGCUUAUUAAUAGAUUAGAUUUAGUAAA